UGGUCUAAAUAAAUUAUCCCUCAAACGACGACACUGUACGUCGUGUUUCUCUCCCCGGGAGCUCCCACCCAGCUCUCAACGUUUCAUGUGUGUCAAAGGUUUUUACCUGUUCCUUUCAAUUGUUUUUGGGUUUCCGUUAAAUCUUAACUCGUAAGAAACAAAAUAUUUCUCAGGACACCUCUGCAUUUUCCUCGCUUCACAUUUUAAUCCUAACAAUAUCAAGAGCGAUCUCGGCGACUGGAUCCAGAUCCAAAAUUGUAUUGUUAGGAACAACAAUUCGAUUUCGUCGGUCUAGGGUUUCAGAUCUCGCAUAUUGAUUUAAUUGAUCGCAAAUUUUGAGCAAUUAAAAGCAAGACAACUUUGAGGGUUUAAGAAAUGCCAGUGAAGGUAGCACAAACGUCAUGCCGGGAUCGGACUCACGAGUUUCAGAGUGUAGCAGAUAGGCUAAGGAAGUCAGUUUCAUCUGGAUCUGGGCACAAUGGUACGAGCAGUAGUUCGAAAUCUGAUGAACAGCGAUCUUCUGUGGCACUUCAGUCCGAGUUCAACAAGAAGGCUUCCAAGAUAGGGUUUGGGAUACACCAGACUUCGCAGAAGCUUUCCAAGCUGGCAAAAUUGGCAAAAAGGACUUCAGUUUUCGAUGACCCCACCAUGGAAAUCCAGGAGCUUACAGCUGUUAUUAAGCAGGAUGUUACUGCACUUAACUCUGCAGUGGUAGAUCUUCAACUUUUUUGCAACUCAAGGAAUGAGGGUGCUAUCUCCAGCGACACCACUAUUCAUUCAACUACUGUGGUAGAUGACCUGAAGAAUCGCUUGAUGAGUACCACUAAAGAGUUCAAAGACGUUCUUACCAUGCGAACAGAGAAUUUGAAGGUUCAUGAGAACAGAAGACAAUUGUUUUCAUCCUCUGCUUCUAAGGAUUCUACAAAUCCUUUUGUUCAGCAGCGGCCACUGGCUGCUAGGUCAGCUGCUAGUUCUUCAACGUCUCCUCCUCCAUGGGCUAAUGGUUCACCAUCUUCUUCUCCGUUGUUUCCCAGGAAUCAGAUGGAUGGGGAGAGUCAGCCAUUGUUGCAGCAACAACAGCAUCAACAGCAGCUGGUUCCAUUGCAAGAUAGUUACAUGCAGAGUAGAGCUGAAGCUCUUCAGAAUGUAGAAUCAACCAUCCAUGAACUAGGCAAUAUCUUCAACCAGCUGGCAACCCUGGUCUCUCAGCAAGGGGAGAUUGCUAUCAGGAUUGAUGAGAAUAUGGAUGACACUUUGGCAAAUGUGGAGGGCGCGCAAGGGGCUUUGCUCAAGUACCUCAACAGUAUAUCAUCUAAUAGGUGGCUGAUGAUCAAGAUAUUCUUUGUAUUGAUUUUUUUCCUCAUGAUUUUCCUCUUCUUUGUGGCAUAGUCAAUGCAGAGAAACUAUAAAGAAAAUUUUGUGCCCUUUUUCCCUAGAGAUGAUCCAUUGCUAUUCUUUACGUGUAUAAUUUAUAUUUUUAUUCUUGUGGUAUAAACAAUUUGUACGCCGAAAGAUAUACUACUAGUCUUUGCUUGUGGAA
Molecule: messenger RNA, 1540 nt
Organism: Mangifera indica (mango)
Lineage: Eukaryota; Viridiplantae; Streptophyta; Magnoliopsida; Sapindales; Anacardiaceae
Product: syntaxin-32-like
Exons: 6
Coding region: 376-1389 (337 amino acids)
Biological process (GO): intracellular protein transport; vesicle fusion; endoplasmic reticulum to Golgi vesicle-mediated transport
Cellular component (GO): SNARE complex; endomembrane system; Golgi membrane
Molecular function (GO): SNAP receptor activity; SNARE binding
Source: RefSeq, a predicted model, not a curated record